This is a messenger RNA of Rotaria sp. Silwood2, 585 nucleotides long. Lineage: Eukaryota; Metazoa; Rotifera; Eurotatoria; Philodinida; Philodinidae. The record is from the annotation of a GenBank genome assembly.
AUGGUUGAUAAAUAUUAUGUCGUUUCACUUCUUGGUUUCGCCAAUUUUAUUGAAAUAAUACUACUUGCUGGUGGUUUUAUGUCUGUAUCUAUAGUAUCUACUGGUUAUAUUCAAAUUGUCGAUUCAUAUUCGAAUGUAAUUAAAUAUAAUAUAACUCAAACAAGUAAUGCUGAUUUUACAUCAUUCUAUGAUAUCGAUGCUGAUACAAUCAAACUAGUUGAUCAAGCUAUUCUAAUGAUUAUAUUUGGUUUAACGUUAUUCUCAUUUCUUGCUCAUAUUAUAUUUAAACUACGUUAUCGAUAUUUAUGGCAUCGACUUUCACAUGCGAUAGCUAUUCUAUGCAUCAUUUAUGCAUUCUUUCUAUUUGGUGUGUCAGCUGUUGUUGCUUGUUGGGAAGAUAAAUUAAGAAAACGUUUGACUAGUACAUAUUUAAACAAUCAAUAUAUAAAUACACCGAAUGGUUUAGUAAAAACACGAAUAGGCUCAGCAGCAGCUGCAGCUGCAUUUGGUUUUGCUGCAUGUUGUAUUUUCCUUGCUGAAGCUUUAAUUCGAUUUUGUCAUUUAGCCGAUAAAGUUCAAAUAUAA